This is a messenger RNA of Ylistrum balloti, 5427 nucleotides long. Its product is annotated as kelch-like protein 8. The record is from RefSeq and is a predicted model, not a curated record. The transcript has 9 exons. Gene Ontology annotation, molecular function: protein binding. The coding region runs from base 262 to 2223 and encodes 653 amino acids. NCBI's taxonomy places the organism in Eukaryota, Metazoa, Mollusca, Bivalvia, Pectinida, Pectinidae.
GGUGCAUGAUGCUGAUUUCGACUGACUGAUAACCCACACACUCUACAGACGAAGUUUCUAUCGAAUAUUGUGCAGGAAGGUGAAAUUGAGGUGAGAUAGCCACUAGCUACUACACGAAGGCCUCGCAUCAAAAUGUUGUGGCUGUUCAUGGGGAAAUGACCCCAGAUGUGAAAACAAGACUGAUAUGAAAAAUAUGUUACAUACUUCAACGGUGGCUGGGAAUACGGAGAGGGACACUAGGAGCCGAGAACAGCCCUAGAAAUGCCCGGCGCACCUCCCUUGCCUCAGAGGAGUGAUAGCUUGCCAAGUAGUAUUACACCCCCUGUGCCCCCUAAACCUGCCACACAUCAACUGCCGAGCUUCAGACCUGUAAAUGUAGCUAAAGAAGAAAGUCCUGUCAAGCACAAAGUUUCAAAAUCUAAAUCGUACGGAAAUCUGAAAAAAAUGGCGACGAUAGAACAUUUGAAUAUUGAGUCAGCUUUAACACAAGACUUUGAGUACAAAAGUCACUAUAAGCAUAGCUUUAGAACCUUUUUAGAAUUCUAUGAGAAAGGUCAGUUAUGUGAUGUAGAAAUCAAAGUUGGAGAAAAAUCUUUUCGAUGCCAUAGGAUGGUUUUAGCUUGUGUCAGUCAAUAUUUUCGUAUCAUGUUUAUGUCGGAGAUGUCAGAGAGUCGACAAGAAACUAUAACAAUACAUGACAUCGAUGAAAGUGCGAUGGAAAAGCUGAUAAAGUUUGCAUAUACAUCAAAAAUUCAUCUUAGUGUAGAUACUGUUCAGCCAAUUUUGUAUGCUGCUUCCAUACUGCAGAUGGAAACUGUUGCUAAAGCUUGCUGCGAAUUCAUGAAAAAGCAUCUUCAUCCAACAAACUGUAUUGGUGUUCACAACUUUGCUGAACAACAUAACAGAACAGAAUUAAUGAAAAUGGCUGAUGAUUAUAUUCUUGAAAAUUUUCUGGAUGUCAUAGAAACUGAAGAGUUCAAAAAUAUCUCAGUGAGGCUUAUAUGUUCUAUCAUGUCUUCUCCUGACCUCAAUGUCAGCAGUGAAAACGAGGCCUAUGAAUCGGUGAUAAGAUGGGUGAAAAAAGACUCUGAAAAUCGUAAAAAACAUUUGGCAGAACUUUUGUCUCACCUUAAACUGCCAUUACUAAGUCUAUCAUACCUACAGAAACAUGUUGCUACAGAAGAACUAGUGAAACAUGACCUUGAAUGUCGUGACCUUCUAGAUGAAGCAAAGAACUAUAAAAUGUCUGUUGCCAACUUGCUCACAGAUAUCAAAAUCUCUGAAAGGACACGGCCAAGGAAAAGUUAUGCAGGUGUUCUAUUCUGUGUCGGCGGAAGAGGAGCCUCUGGUGAUCCUUUUAAAAGUAUUGAAUGCUAUGAUUAUCGGAAGAACAGGUGGUUCCAGGUAUCUGAGAUGAACACUAGGCGGCGCCAUGUUGGCGUGUGUUGUGCUUCAGAUCUACUAUAUGCUGUUGGAGGACAUGAUGGUACCAAACAUCUAAAUUCUGGGGAAGUGUUUGAUCCUAAAUCUAACACCUGGACUAGUAUUGCACCCAUGUCUACUCCUCGGCGUGGCAUUGCCCUGGCCUGUCUAGGAGGCCCGAUCUAUGCUGUUGGAGGGUUGGACGAUUCUGCCUGUUUUAACACUGUGGAGAGAUUCGACCAAGGCUGUGACACUUGGACAUUUGUAGCAUCCAUGAAUACUCCUCGUGGUGGAGUAGGUGUAGCAGCAUUGAAUGGUUGUCUGUAUGCUGUUGGUGGUAAUGACGGAGUUUCCUCCCUUGACAAGUGCGAGAUGUAUAACCCUUUCAUUAAUAAAUGGUCAUUUAUUGCAUCCAUGAAUCGGCACAGAGCAGGAGCAGGGGUGGCUGUCCUGGAUGGAUACAUUUAUGUUGUAGGAGGGUUUGAUGACAAUGCACCACUGGAUUCUUGUGAGCAGUAUGAUCCAAGGUCAGAUCAAUGGACCACUGUGUCAAGCAUGUCCUGUUGUCGCGGAGGAGUUGGCGUAGGAACUAUGGGUGGGCGACUAUACGCUGUGGGAGGACACGAUGGCACUAACUAUCUCAGCUCUGUGGAGGCCUAUGAUCCACUCACAGACAGCUGGAAAACUCUGACGGAUAUCUGCCAUUGCAGAGCAGGAGCAGGAUUAGCAUUUUGUAACAUAUGUCCUGUUGCACUGCAGCAGUCAAGCACUCAGAUGAAGGAACAACUCCACUGCAUGUAGGAGGAGGAGUCAAGUAAAUUGUAGGAGGAGACUGGUGGAUUGAAGGAGGAGGCUAGUAUUUUGUGGGAGGAGUCUAAAAGAUUGAAAAAAGAGUCGGUUAGAUUGUUCGAGAACUGUGUGGAUUGAAGAGGUCUAUUAAAUUUUAGGAGCAGUCUGGUGGAUUGUAGGAGGAGUACAGAAAAUUAUUGGAGAACCCUAAUUGACUGGAGAUUGAGUAGGAGGAGUCUGGUGGAUUGAAGGAGAAGGCUUGUAAUUUGUGGGAGGAGUCUGAUGCAUUUAGGGGUUGGGGCUAGUAUUUUGUGGGAGGAGACAGAUGGAUUACAGAGGAACUCUUAUAACACUGUUAAUCAUGGUGUUUAUCUGUAAUUUGUAUAGAGUUAUUAUUGGUUAUUGAUUGCCAUAAGAAACUUCCCCAUGUACAGUUUGUAUAAAGUUUGUCAUGUGAACCAAGUAAUGUUUUAAAAAUAGGGAUGGAGAGAUUUAUGUAUGAAUUCUAGUCAAGUGCAUAGAGGAGGACAAGAAGAAGGUGCUGUGAUGGGAAAGAACAAUCAAAUGUUGUUUUUUAUUUUUGUGUCAUCGAGCAACUAGCCAUUUGAAAAAAAAACUCUGUCAGUGCAAGUACCAGCUGACAAAGAAGUCUAAGUAAGAUGGAGGGAUAAGAAUGGAGAGAGAAAGAUAAUAGAAAGAGAAAGAAGAAGAAGAAUCCUAUAUCUCUGAGAUUUUUUAUGUUAGAGUCAACAGUGAAUUUCUUUUAGGUUAUCCAAAUAAGUCUUGAUACAGAAAGUUUAAUCCAUUUUUGUAGAAUUGUAAUGAUAUUUUGCUCCAAUGCUGGUACAAUGCACUGUCUGUAUAUUUCGCUAUAAGCAAACUGCCUAAAGAUUUCAUUAUCUUGCAGCCAAAAUAUAUGAUAAUGGUUCCAAAUAAUUUAACUACAAAUAGAUGGUAUGGUGAUGAAAUCUCUUAAAAUGACUGCAAAAAUUUAAUAUGUGAAAUGAUAAGGCAUAUGUGUAUAAAAUAUCUUUUGUAAGUUCAGAUUGCAAAUUUUUGAGUUAAUUCAAGAUAUUAUAUGAUCAUUCUAAAAGAAAAUCACAAAAUUUUUGACUCAUGAGUUAUUUUGAGGGGGGAAUCUCUUUGUAGUAGCUGAUGAUUACCUUCACAGAAAAAUACAGGGGAGGCCCAUUGCAUGCCAUUCUGAGCCAAAUUAGGGUAAAAUUCUUGUGCUAGAACACAACCAUGUUACCACAGACCUGCCCAUUUUUCAGCAUUCUAAGAAAUACUCACUGAUGCCACAGGUAGAGAAUGUCGAACCCAAGCAACCUGAGGUUAUGUGCAUGUAGGCUAAAGCCCUCGUUAACUGAGCUAUCAACUGACCCCAGAAUUUCAUUGUGCUUUCAUUGUGUCACUUCUCUAUAAUAGGCAAACUUUGUCAACAAAAACCUUUUUUUGGAUGGUGAAUUGCUGUUAAGAAAAAUUUUGCGAUGUGUCCACAUAUGCAGUUAUUGACUAUGCUUUUGUUACCAUAAAUAUUUGGCUGGAAAUUGGAAAUUAUAGAUACAUAUGAUGGCUUGGAAGCAAACUUACAUUGUGAAUUAAACUAUUAAAUUUAAAAUAAAAUAAUUAAAAGAAUUUAAAUAGAGUGACUGUUUUUAAAUAGAUAAAUAUCAUGUAAAAUUUGAUGCUGAUUGUUAUCUUACAACGCUGCAUGUAUUAGAUGAAUUUUUUGUUACCGUUGUCAUCAGAUCUGCCUUAAUUUAGAAUGUAAAGCAUUAUCAUGUAUAUAUAUAUAUAUAUAGAUGUAACUGACUUUGUACCAUCAUCAUAGCAUUAAUUCUAAAACAAGUUUUUAGCCUGUGCAGGUGCAUGCAUAAAAUACACUUUGAUUCUGUUUAUAAAAGUCCUAUCUAUUCACACACAUUGGUAAUUUUAUUGAAAUAAUUCACAAAAAAGUAUUUGUUGUGAGUAAUUUGAUCAAAGAAUUUAUUUAUUUAAAUAUUAAUUUUGCAGUAAAUCAUUCCCUGAGGUAUUUCACUUACCAAUCCUUUAUGGAAUAUCAAACCAGUGAAUAAGAGAGAUGAAAAGAGUCUGUGAUUUAUUAUUUUGUUUAGCAAGUUUACAAGGACAUAUGUCUCAAUUAAAACUGACUUUACCACAAUAUAAUGAAGUUCAUCAGAAAUAGGUUUGAAAUUUAAAUGCAAGUCAUCAUAUUAUGCAAUGAAAAUGAUGUAUUUAGAAAACCAUGUGUUUUGUACACGUAGUCAUUAUGUCAUUGGUAAUUGGUGUUACAGCAUUACUCCUAUUUAGUUGUUAAAUCAGAGAUUGACCACAAAGAGUUAUGGCCCCUUUUUCCAUUCUUAAUUAUGUGUAUUGUUAGUGGACUGGGAUUUUUUCAUUGUAUUUUGUUGGUGUGGAUAAGAUCAGAUUAUAUUUGCGGUGAAUUCAAAACAUUCAGCUUAAUGUUGCAGGGAAAAUCCUGACAGCUGAGGCCUAUUAUUAGUGUUAAUAAGAUGGUCCAACUUCAUUAAAAUUGAAAAAAGGAAAAUGUGAAAUUAAGAAUAUGGCAGUCAAUUUAAUUUUUUUGGGGUCCCUUUGCCACUUUCAGAGUGUUAUCCAAGAGAUUCUUGGAAGAAAUUGUUUUGUUUAUAAACCCUAAAAAAAAUUCUGAAAUGCAAUAAUCCACCUUUAGUGUUUCUCUGUGUUAUGUUACAUUACUAGUGUCUGUUUUUUGUCGAAAGGUACUUGUUUUGAUAGGUUGUAAUUUGUUUAUAAUGUUUUAUAAUAGUUUUUUUUAGAACUGUCAGACAUACAUGCAUGAAGUCAAAACUUGUCAAAUGUGUUUUAUUAGAAGCCAAAAUAAGUAUAUAUAUCAUGUUACAUUUUGAAAUGAAAAACACUGUUUUAUGGAAUUUAUUGGGUUUGGACAAAUAUGAGCAAUAAAACUCUAUUUUAUUUUGUUUUAAGGUGCUUUUUGUGUAAAAUGUGUCAAUGUGUUUUUUUAAUUUUUAAUAGAAUUAAGGGAGAUCUUUCUGAGUAGAAGAUGAAAAUACUUAGUUUAGAUUGAAAUAUUUUUGUAACAACUGCUGUACUGAUCCCAUUCAAUGCUGUGUUUUUGUAUGUGAUUAUCAUGUUUUUUGCAUGAAAAUAUUGAAGAUCCUGUCUAUUUAUAAAACCUUAACAUGCUCUUGUGAGUAAAGAAAUCAAAAUUGA